GUGGGUGACGGAGGCUGCUGCAAAAGGUAAACUCAAAGGUGAGGUUGAGCGAUAAACACAAAAAGCAACCGAGUGUUGGAGAGACAAUUCUCUCUGUGUUUUUUAUUUUCAGCCGUGUUUGAUCGUUCUUCUUCUUCUUCUCCUCUCCCCCCCCCUCCUCUGAAUCCCGCUUCUCUGUAUCCCUUUCUGUCAUCAUCUGUCUUUCAAAAUAUUUUUUUUGGGGGGUAUUUUGAACAAGAAAAAAGCAAACUUGGAAUGGUUUUUGGAGGUCAGGUGGUUCAGAAUAGUGAUCCAGUUUUUUCUUAAUGAAAUUACUUCAUGGUAACUUUAGGUGUUUUUUUUAGUUGAUGAUCUGCUUUUUCUUUUUUAUUUGAUCAACUGAGAGGGUUUUUUUUUCUGUCCCUCCUGUUGAUUCUUCUAGUUCUAGAGGUUUUCUUUGUUUUAAGACCUCUUUGAUCUUCUUUUCUUUUUAUUUUGUGGAAAAACCCUUUUUAUUCUUCUCUUCCGUUCUUCAAAAUUCUGACCUGGUUCUGUAGUUUUGGUAAUUUACAGGUUGGUUUGCAGUUUCUUUCUUUUCUCUUCUUUUUGUAAUUUUCUUGGUUAAACUAUUGGAGGUUUUCUUUACUUCAUCUUGAAGGCAUGGCAGCAGCUAUAGACAUUUACAGUAGCAGUAGCCCUGUCGUUUCAGAUCCCUUUAGAGAGGAGCUCAUGAAAGCACUGGAACCUUUUAUCAAAGGUGCUUCACCGGCCUCCUCUGCAACCCCAUCAACCUCCUCUCCCUCUUCUUCAUUACCUUCUACUUCUUCCUCUUCUUACCCUUUAUCUUAUUUCCCUUCUUCUAUCCCUUCCCAACCAAAUCCUAUCCCAAACUUUUGCUCGACAUCGACAACCCAUAUGUUUUCUCAAGGGUUCUCGAGCCAUGAUCAACUGGGUCUCGACCGAUCAGGAUCUAUCGGGCUUAACUACCUUAGCCCAUCUCAGAUUCAGCAGAUCCAAGCCCAGAUCCAGUUCCAGCAGCAGCUGGCUGCUAUGGCUGCCAUGGCUGCAGCUCCCGUCGUCCAGAACCAGAAUAAUCCAGGACAAUGGCAGCAGAAACAACAACAGCAGCAUACCCUUAAUUUCCUUAGCCCGAAGGCCAUCCCGAUGAAGCAAGUGGCUGGUUCAGUACCAAAGGCCACGAAGCUUUACAGAGGGGUGAGACAACGGCAUUGGGGGAAGUGGGUUGCUGAGAUCCGUUUACCGAAGAACCGCACCCGGCUUUGGCUGGGCACUUUCGAUACCGCCGAGGAAGCGGCUUUGGCUUAUGAUAAGGCCGCUUACAAGCUCAGGGGAGAGUUUGCAAGGCUGAAUUUUCCGAAUCUCCGGCACCAAGGAGCUCAUGUGGCAGGGGAAUUCGGCGAUUACAAGCCUCUCCAAUCCUCCGUGGACGCGAAGCUUCAAGCCAUUUGUCAAAGCUUGGCCAUUUCGCAGAAGCAGGGGAACUUAAGUAAGCCUGUGUUCCUCGCCGGCAAAAAGAAGACGACGAUGGACGGGCAACCGCAAGCGGAUUCGACAGUUUCACCAGCUCAGCCGCUGCAGACUUUGGUUUUGGAGAAGUCAUCACAAGGCGAAUCCGGGUUUCUGCCAUCAGAGAAUUGUAAGGUGGAGAACUCCUCAUCGCCGUCGUCGACAGACAGCGAUGAGUCUGCAGGGUCUUCGCCUGAUCCUGAUUUUAAGUUACCGGAUUUCACAGAGCCGCCAUGGGAUGAGUCCGAGAACCUUUCGUUGCAGAGAUAUCCUUCAUGGGAUAUCGAUUGGGAGUCUAUUCUGUCUUAAUUGGCAUCUGUUGUGGUCUUGUUUUUCCCUUCGUCUUUGUUUCUAGGUGCUUUCUUUUCUUCAUUUAUUUUUUUUCUGGGGGGUUUAAAGUGGUAAUCUCCGGUAGUUACUGCAAUGGGUUUUUAGCACAGCAGAGCUACUGUUGAGUAGUCAGAGUAAGGUUUAGUUUAAUAGUGUUCGGAUUUAGUGUUUUCUUUUUCUAUGUUGUUAAUAUCUCAUCUCUCCCUCCCUCCAAUCUCCAUCUGGUCGUUGCUGGUUUUUUUCUUGCGGGACCGGGGAGGCUUCUUCUUCUUCUUGAAUGUUUUUUAUUGGUUGUAGUCUUGUAGUCUAUAAUCUGUAUCAUGAUGUAGUAAAUUGUAAUUACUUCUGAAUAUUAUUAUGUAAAAUGAAUGGUGUGUGGCCUUCCUUGUUUGGUGUGAA
This is a messenger RNA of Nelumbo nucifera (sacred lotus), 2235 nucleotides long. Its product is annotated as ethylene-responsive transcription factor RAP2-4. Gene Ontology annotation, molecular function: DNA-binding transcription factor activity; sequence-specific DNA binding. The record is from RefSeq and is a predicted model, not a curated record. Gene Ontology annotation, cellular component: nucleus. Gene Ontology annotation, biological process: regulation of DNA-templated transcription. Lineage: Eukaryota; Viridiplantae; Streptophyta; Magnoliopsida; Proteales; Nelumbonaceae.